UAAAGAGCUGGCCUUUUGUCAAGGCCAUUGACGUCAUUGUGCUUUAAAGUAAUUUUGUUACCAAACUGAGUGCAAGCAGUGUGCAGGUGCACAGCGGCAGAGAUGGACCACUCUGUCUUGACUUUAUUUGUUCUCCUCCUCAGCUGUACUUGUUUUGCUGUAGAGGAACCAGACACGGUCUUCUGCCCAAAACCCCAGGAACACUUUGAUGGCUCCUGCUAUGAGUUUGUUGGUCUGCAGCGUUCCUUCCUUAGUGCCCAAAGUUGGUGCGAGCGAGGAGGAGGACACAUAGCCUUCAUCUUGAACAGCGAGACGCAGCAGUUCCUUCAGAAGCACUUAAAUUCGGAGAAGGACUGGUGGCUUGGAUUGGCACCUGCUGCUCCAAAUCUCACUCUGGAUGCCAAUGAGGUUUCUCUGGCAUGGCUGGAUGGCUCAGAUGUCAGCUACGAUAACUGGGAGAAAAUACCUGAUCCACAAGCAACCUGUGGACAUAUCCUGAAACAGUCAGGCUUCCAGUGGGAAGCAUCAGACAACUGUAGCCAAGAACUUAACUUUGUCUGCCAGUUUGAUUCCGGGAGAUCUAUUGCAUGUGAAGGCCAGAAUGUCACAUUGCAGUGCGGCUCCGGUCAAGUCUUAGAGAUAGUUGACAGCUUCUAUGGUCGAAAAACAAUUCACUACUGUCGGACCAAACUCACUACCCCAGUCUUAACUCCUCAGGAGCAGUGCAGCUGGAUAGAUGUUAUGGCUUCUGUAAAGGCCAGUUGCCAUGGUCUGCAAGCGUGCCAAGCUAAUGGAAAGCCUUACAGUGAACCCUGUCCUCUCUUGGGAAGUUACUUGUCUGUGGAAUACCGCUGCAAAGAUGGACUCCACCUGCUGAUAAGUAAACUGGCGGCGGUGUUUGAUAAUGUCACUGUUACUGUCAAGUGGCUGCUGAAUCCCUAUGAGGGAAACCUUACAUGUGCUCUGAAUGCUGGAGAUGGACAUACAAUUGAUCCCUAUAGCCCAGAAGAGACUGAAAGCACAGUAAUGCACAUGUUCAAAAAACCUGGACUUUUUGUGGUCACGGUGGAGUGUUCCACCAGUGAUUGGCAUGUGACGGCUAAAAAGUCCAUAACAGUUCAGGAGCCUGUGGGUCAGUUUGGUGACAUCAAGUGCUAUAGCACCAACACGUCAGAAGGUGGCACUAACUGCACUUUGUUCUAUGGCGGAGGGCCUGUUGAAGUCCAGGUCACAGUAGAGGCAGGUACAAAUGUUACCUAUGUGCUUCAAUAUAAGGACAUUUUACUUGCAAACUCAUCGGCUGACCAAGGGAUCACGGCGCACAACAUUACGCUGAAUGCAAAUACAGUGGAAAAGCUGGGGCCUGGCUGUAACAACCUCACUUUGACCGCCUCCAACAAUGUCACAACCCAGACGGUGUCCACCGAGUUUCAGCUGUGUCUACUGGAGACGGUGGAGGGUCUGCAAGCCUCAGUGAUAGCAGAGGACGGCCAGUGUCCCGAUUCCACUGAUCUCAAUAUUAGUGUCUCACUGGAGCGAGGAGCCCCUGUGCGACUUCUCUUCACGCUGACUGCGGGCAAUGACAGUCACUCUGAGACUAGAGAGAUGCUCAAUGGAAGCUCACAAACGUAUACCUUUGGUAGCCCAGUGAAAGAAUUGUUCGGUUUAAAUGUGCAAGCUGUGAACGCCUUCUCAGCCUCUGAUUUUAAUGUGAGCCUGGAUAGAAUAUUCCUGGCUUGCAAGAACUACUCAGACGCUGGAAACCAGAAUGUUGGUGACUCUUACAACUUGAGAGUCAACACAUCUGUCGACUCCGUGGCCGACUACACCAACGACGUCACUCUCACGGUUCAUGGAGAUGCAUCAUUGCCCAGCAAAGGAAUUAAAUACAAGUGGAAUUGUAGAGGGGAUUGCAAAUGUAGAAACCAAACAAAUGAUGAAACUCAUGUGAUUGACAAACAAUGCCUUCCGAAUCCAUUCGAGAUGGCUGUGUACACUGUGACUGUGAAAAAAACAGCCUGGUUUAGGAAAUGGGUCAAACUGGCCUCCGCUUCAAAGUGCAUCACUGUUGUUCCAAAAGAAUUCCAAAAUGUCACCAUCAGCUGUGAUAACUGCAUUUCAAUUAAUGUGCGCCAAACUGUAAAGUUGAAACUGAACUGUGAGAAGCCAUGCCCAGAUGUGGAUUGGUACCUAGAGGAUCCAAAGCCAUUAAAGGGUGAAAAUAAAACCUGCUAUUCGCAAGAAGGAAGAAAGCCACUUAUAAAGGAGCAGGAAGGCAAAACUACAUUUCUUGUGAAAAGUCACCAGCUGACAUAUUCAAGGGAUAAUUUGCUUAACAUCACUGUUAUUGCUCAAGGAACAUCGGACUUAGGUUAUGCCAGGUACACACUGCCAAUACCAGAUCCAGAGCCAACAACUCAAGCCCCUGCUGACCCUCAGCCCCCAACUUGUAGCAUCUCUCCGCCAUCAGGGACUGUGCUUGAUGCGUUUGAUAUCACCUGCCAAGCAGGUUCCUUCUGUCCUUCAGGCUGUCUUUAUUGCUUCAAGACAGACACGGGCAAACAUCUGCGCUGCAGUAAUAUUGAAGGUGUGAAAUCUAUCUUAUUGCCCAUCGGAGACGAGAAGAACAAUUACGAUCUGUCCCUUGUGGUGACUGUGAAAAAUGAAGAUAAGGAAGUAACCACGACUGUCCACGCUCAGGUACGGAAAAGCAACACCAGUGCUUCUGUGGAUGCUCUCCAGUCAGUGCUAGAUGAUUCAGUCUCCCACCUGGAGGAGCAGGGACUUCUCUCUGGUGAGGCCUUCGGACAAAUCGUCACCUCAGUUGUCAAUGUGCUUAACACAGAGACUGAUGACGAUCAGAAGGACGCAAGGACGAAGCUUCGAGAGCAGAUGCUGAGCAAAAUGACCACAGUGUUGCAAGAUUCCCCCACCAACACCAGUCAGGGUGUGCAAGUGACAGCCAUGGCCGUAGUCGGACUCACGCAGCGCUCAGACGAGCUCAGUACCUCUGCCCAGGAAGAAGCAAGUUCAUUGCUGGUUGACCUUAGCUCCUCCCUCAACGCUAUCAGUAUUCAUCAAGAAGACAAGGACGAUGUAGAAGUUGUGGAAGGAGCUGCACCAAUAGUUGAAGCAGCCAGUAAUAUUCUGAACGCUUCGUCAAAUGAAAAAGUUUCCAACUUUCUUCUUACUGGGAUAAACAAUGUCCAGAAUGCUUUGCUGAAUCAUAAGAAGUUGAAUGGAGAUCCAAUCAUCAUUGACUCUAAUCAGAUCAGCGUAUAUGUCAAUAGAGUGUCUCCAGAAACCAUGUCUGAGCAGGACAUAAACAUCCAGAGGAGCAGUGCUUCUAGAUUUUCUUUCCCUUCUCUGCCUGCUGAUGUAGUCUCACCGGAAGAGCCAGUGGAUGUUAGAAUGAUGAGUUUUGAAAAGAACCCAUAUUCGUGGAAAGGGGGAAACAUUUCGGGAACUGUGGGAUCUGUCUCUCUUACAAGAAUGAACGGCUCCGUCAUCCCUGUUAAGAAUUUGCCUUCAGAGAUUGAGAUUCUCCUUCCCAGGCCAGAUGUACGACAGGAGAACAGUACAGUUCUGGACUUGGGAAAUUUUAGCACGAUUAUCAUUGAAAUUCCGUCCCCUGAUGUAACACUGGUGCUAAAAACUGAGCCCUCUGAAGACAUUUCCUUCAUGUUACUUCUUGGGUACAAGAAGUAUCCGACGAAUGAGGACUAUGUCGCUAAAAUUCAGAUGCCUCUCGAGAACGUAAAAGAAGAGGAAAAAUAUACCUGGGUCCUUAGUCCUCAAGAUAGGACAGGUGAUGUUGGUGUGCACUUCCUCGUCUUGAAGCCAAAAGUAGAGCCGGGCGUAAAGUCUGUUAACACCACUGUCAGUAUCAUAACCAUUGCAGCCCAGUGCAAGUACUGGGACGAUAUUGAGUCUUCUUGGAGUGAAAAUGGCUGCCGGGUAAGUGGUAAACCAUCUUUUGCCUUUUUGAGUUAUGAAAAGCAUCAUCCGCAUUGUUUUUUUCCCGCUUCAUUCUUCCCACAGGUUGGCCCACUCACCACGCCUUUGGUCACUCAGUGUCUGUGUAACCACUUAACUUUCUUUGGCAGCUCUUUUUUUGUCAUGCCAAACCUAGUAGAUGUAUCCCGCACCGCAGAACUUUUUGCCACUUUUGCUAACAACCCUGUGGUGGUGUGUUUUGUGGGGGCAAUCUUCUUUGCUUAUCUCCUCGUGGUUGUCUGGGCUCGAAGAAAAGACAUUCAGGACACAGCUAAGGUCAAGAUUACAGUGCUUGAAGAUAAUGACCCUUUGGCAGAGUACUGCUAUAUGGUGACAGUUAGUACGGGGCAUCGUCAUGGCGCAGCCACCUCCUCUCAGGUGACAUUAACCUUGCUGGGAACGGAAGGAGAAAGUGAGCCCCACCAUCUGACUGAUCUUGAGAAACCUUUGUUUGAGAGGGGCGGAGAGGACAUAUUUCUCUUGACCACACACUUUUCUCUUGGAGAGCUGCAGGGCAUCAGGUUGUGGCAUGACAACUCGGGCACCCACCCUGCAUGGUAUGUCAACAAAGUAACAGUGCAAGAUCUGGAUGGUGGCCAGAAAUGGCACUUUCUUUGUAACUCCUGGCUUGCUGUCGACGUGGGAGAGUGCACCCUUGACAAGGUCUUCCCAGUGGCUACAGAGGAGGACCUGAAGAGAUUUAGCAAUCUGUUUUUCAUGAAGACAGCUAAGGAUUUCCGUGAUGGACACAUCUGGUUCUCUGUCAUAAGUCGACCUCCAUGCAGCACUUUUACCCGUGUGCAGCGAGUUUCUUGCUGCUUUUCCCUGUUGCUGUGCACCAUGCUGACUAGCAUCAUGUUUUGGGGUGUUCCUACAGAUCCCUCGGAACAGACCAUGGACCUGGGUCACAUUGAGUUCACCUGGCAGCAGGUUAUGAUUGGCUUUCAGAGUUCCAUCAUCAUGUUUCCCAUCAAUCUACUCAUUGUGAGCAUCUUCAGAAACACUCGUCCUCGGGAAAAGGUCAUGAAAUCAGACAAGACUAAGCAGGGGAAGACAGUUCGAGUGUCCCCGUCACAGACCUCUUCCCCUCUGAAAGAACAGAAGGACAUCACACCAGACACUGUGAUGAAGGACAUAAAGAGAAUUGCCCAGUCACUGUCAAAGGCCAUGAAGAGUCCUCUGCCUCAUAUUGAGCUACGACCUGGUCAACAGACCGAUAUCAACACCUUGCUGUCACUGGUGGAAGACAUCAUAAGACAGCAAAAUCGAUCCUCCUGUGACUUCUACACUGAUACCGCCAAAAGAGAACGCUCCAUCCUCAGUCUAGGUGCAGUUGACCUUCAAGAAAAGAGUGUAUGGGGCAGCCCAGAGAAAACCUCAGAUGGGGUUCAGAAGAAGAGCAACAACACCAGGUAUCUGUACAGGCAGCUGCGUCAUGUUGAGAAGAAGCUUGGUUUCCUGGGAUCUUCUCGAUUCCCAAACCCAGAGAGCUACAACAAAGCCAUGCAUCAAGUUCAGGGAAUGAAGAACCUUCUGGAGUUCCACCUCCCGUCACCAUCCCUAGAUGGAGAACAGUCGGAUCGCAGUCCCAGUCCAGAAGAGAGAGGAGAAAACGGAGCAGGUGCUAAAAAAUGUUGUCAGAGUGGGUUGCCAUGGUGGUUUGUCUUUGUGGGCUGGAUGUUGGUGAUCGCAACUAGCGGUGUGUCAGGAUACUUCACCAUGAUGUACGGACUGACUUAUGGGAAAGAUCGCUCUAUAAACUGGUUAAUCUCCAUGGUGGUGUCUUUUUUUGAGAGCUUGUUCAUCACGCAACCUCUUAAGGUUCUUGGCUUUGCUGCUUUCUUUGCUCUUGUCCUGAAGAAGGUGGACCAGGAAGAAUAUGGAGACCCUCAGUUUGACGAUAGCCUCAAAAAUCAUGAUGAUCCUGAUGCUGUGCGAGCAGCACGAAGAGACAGCACAUGCAGUUUCUACCAACCACCGCCUCCAACUGACAUUGAGAGGAUGAGGAACAACAUGAUUAAAGAGCAGAAAGUAUUUGCUCUCAUUCGGGAAAUUCUUGCCUAUAUGGGGUUUAUGUGGAUGUUGCUCCUGGUGGCAUAUGGCCAGAGGGAUCCCAAUGCUUACUUCCUGACCCAGCACAUUCGCCAGAGCUUUAGCAAAGGCACCGCAGACACUAUGAGUAUUCAAGAUGUGUUCAACUGGGCAAACACUACCGUUCUGAGCAGCUUGUUUGGAGAUUACCCAGGCUUCAUCACAGAUGGAAACUCAAAACUAGUGGGUAAUGCCCGUCUUCGCCAAAUGAGGGUAAAGAACAACUCUUGUCACGUGGCUCGCCGCUUGCAACAGGCAGUGCCUGAAUGUCAUGCUCUGUACUCAUGGGAGAUGGAGGACAUGGGCUCCUAUGUCCCAGGCUGGAAGUAUUCUAAAGCUGAUAAUACAUCUGAGAACCUCCACAGCCCCUGGAAGUAUCAGUCUCAGGGUAAACUGAGGGCCUCUUCAAUCUGGGGAAGCAUGAUGCUCUAUAGAGGAGGAGGCUUUGUGGUAGAACUUGGACCAGAUUUACAUAACUCCACCAGAUCCCUUCGAUAUCUUUAUGAAAACCGUUGGUUGGAUAAGUACACCCAAGCCAUCUUUGUUGAGUUCACAGUGUACAACGCCAACGUCAACCUCUUCUGCAUAAUCACACUCAUGCUGGAGACUACAGCCAUAGGGGCUUUCCAGUAUAGCAGUGAGCUCCAAAAUGUUCGUCUCUACCAAUCAACUGGUGGCCUGCACAUCUUUGUCAUGGCCUCUGAAGUCAUUUACUUCCUCUUCAUCCUAUAUUACAUGUUUGUUCAGGCAAAGCUUAUGAAGCAGCAGAGAUGGACCUACUUCAAGAGUAAAUUGAACCUGCUUGAGCUGGCGAUCAUCAUUCUCAGCUGGAGUGCACUGUCCGUCUUUAUCAAGAGGACACUGCUUGGGAAGCGGGACAUGGAAUACUACCAGAACAACAAAGACCAAUACGCCAGUUUUCAUGAGACAGCCAAGGCUGAUGCAGUGCUAGGCUAUCUGAUUGCCUUCCUGGUGCUGCUGGCUACAAUCAAACUGUGGCACCUGCUGAGACUUAACCCCAAGCUGCACAUGAUCACAGCGACGCUCCAGCGAGCCUGGACAGAUAUCUCCGGCUUCCUGGUGGUCAUGACCAUCAUGUUUCUGGCCUACUCCAUCGCUUCUAAUCUGAUGUAUGGCUGGAAGCUGUACUCUUAUCGCACUCUUUUCGAUGCUGCUCAGACCAUGGUUAGCCUUCAGCUGGGCAUUUUUAACUAUGAUGAGGUUCUGAAUUACAACCCAGUACUGGGUGCCUUCCUCAUUGGCUCCUGCAUUGUGUUCAUGACGUUUGUGGUGCUCAACCUCUUUAUCUCUGUCAUCCUUGUGGCCUUCAGCCAAGAGCAGAUGCAUCACAAGCCAUCAGAGGAGGAGGAGAUAGUGGACCUGAUGAUGAUGAAAGUUUGCAGUUUAUUCGGAAUCAAAUGUAAGAAGCCUGGUGAUAACAGCUUUUCUGACAAGGCUGGAAUUUCAUCUACUCCAAAUAACAGGAUCUCAAUAAUUUCUCCGGGGAGCGUUGAUAAGGAUUCAUAUGUUCCACUUUAGUCAAAGUUAUAAAAACAAACGUGCUUUGGGCUUUGUUGUUGCUUGCUUGUUUCAUUCUUCUACUGUGCUGUUGACUGCAUAAAGGCCUACAAGUAUGUGCAUUGUUUUAAUCUAUUUCGUCUUUGCUCUAUGUAUGUCUCUCUACUCUACGUAUAUAUUGUAGGAGAAGAUGAAACAGUUAAUGUAGGGACUAGGAUGCAUGGUAUACACAAAGCACUACAUUUAUGCUGCUGAAUAUCUAAUGUCUUGGUUGAUGUACAAUAGAUUAUAUUGAGCAAAAUAAUAGUAUUUGCAUAAAAGGGGGCCUAUGAUAAUUCUAAUCUACGUUCAACACUCUUCUUUGUGGUCUAGAUAAUAUGCAUUCAAUAUGCUUCGGUGUAAAUUCUGUUCCAGAGUCCCAUUUUCACCCGUUUUCUGCCAAUAGUUUGCAUGUAAAGGUGUUUCCAGUUUCCAAAAGUUUCAGAAUUAAUCUUUUUAAAAUGUAAACUUUUAAACCACUUUUUGUUUUCAGUUGCAACAAGAUAUCGACUCCCGGAUUGAUUCAUAUAAAAAAGAUGCUUUCACCAGCAUUUAGCGCACUGCAUGUCACACAUUGGUGUUACUGUGCGCAUGCCAAAAUUAAAAGAAAAUAAUACUUUAUCCUACCUUUUCUUUUGUUUUUCCUUGAAUCAAGUAAAACGCAAUGGCGCCGUCUUUUUCAUCUGAGUUUAGCGGCAAAUCCAACUUGUACUUAUGGAUUUAUGUUGACAAAACAGUUCCGCUUGAAAUGUGUGGACAAAUAAACACGGAAGUAUUUGUUUUACAUACAUCAGAGCAGGUGGGAUAGCAUGAAAUGAGAAGGAAUGACACGGCAUACUGCAGGCAUUGGCACUAUAGAGCAGAGCAGAGAGGGGGGGCCUGUCAGAAAGCAUGGACUAAAAAAAAACAAAAAACACAUUUGUAUGUCCAACAACCUGUGAUGUCACAGAUGGCCAACUGUUUGAAAAAAGACUGCAAAAUACUGCAUUCAGGGAUAUCCAAAACUGCAUGCACGCUCAAGCCUAAAAGCAUAAACUUUAGAAUUUGACAUUUUGGCAUUGUUUGACAUAAAUAACCAACAUUUUAACAACAUUUAUAUGCCAGAAAAAAGGAAAAUCAUUAUUUAGAUUAGUGUGACCCUUGAAAAUUAUAUUGUUUUUCAAUAAAACAAUGCAACUUUUUCACACAUAUUCAUAUACAAAAUUAUAAUACAAUAUAAUCACAAUUAUAAUGUAUGUAGUAUAUAAUGUAUAGCUGCUAAAGUGUUGAACGUAUCUUACAUCACAGAGUAAUUGGUAUUUAGCUAUGGCCCAACAGUGCAUAUUAGCUAAAUUGUGUAACAUGAACAAAAUGAAUAUAUUCAAGCUUCCAUCAACAAAAGUCUUCUGAUUGUACCCUAAAAAUACAGAGUAAUGUGUGUACUUGAGCUAUACAUUUGGAAAGUUAAAAAACGUGAGUUAUUGGUUUCGUACAUGUUGAUUUAAGAACAUGAAGCAUGAACAGGUUGUUGUCAAUCAAUGGAUCAGGAAAAAUUUCAAACAGCUAUCAACAUGCACAACUGGCUACUCAUUAGAGCAGCGGUCCCCAAACUACGGCCCGCCAGCGUCUAAAAUUCGGCCCACGGGAAGUCCCAAGUAAAAAUAAAUAAAAAAUAUUAUUCCUUAAAAAUGUCCUUUCUAAUCCAUUUUCUACCACUUGUUAUUCUCAGUGUCUCCUAGCCGUUCAGACAAACAUAUUGUCAAAAAUGCAUUUUCCCUUCGAUAAAGUGACAUCAUCGCGCUCGGAAUAGAUAUAUAUAUAUAUAUAUAUAUAUAUAUAUAUAUAUAUAUAUAUAUAUAUAUAUAUAUAUUAGGGUUGUGGGAAAAAAUCCAUUCGACUACGAAUCAAAUCGAAUACGUUGUGCGAUUCAGAAUCGAUUCUCAUUUUUUUUUAAAUUUAUAUUUUUAUUUAUUUUUUUAUUUUAUCAAUCCAACAAACCAUUACACAGCAAUACUAUAACAAUGCAAUCCAAUUCCAAAACCAAACCUGACCCAACAACACUCAGAACUGCAAUAAACAGAGCAAUUGAGAGGAGACACAAACACGACACAGAACAAACCAAAAGUAGUGAAACAAAAAUGAAUAUUAUCAACAACAGUAUCAAUAUUAGUUAUAAUUUCAGCAUAGCAGUGAUUAAAAAUCCCUCAUUUAAAUUAUCAUUAGACAUUUAUAAAAAAAAAUUAAUAAAAAGAACAAUAGUGUCACAGUGGCUUACACUUGCAUCGCAUAUUAUAAGCUUGACAACACACCGUGUCCAAUGUUUUCACAAAAAUAAAAUAAGUCAUAUUUUUGGUUUGUUUAAUAGUUUAAAAAAAAAUACAUGAUUGCAAUCAGUUGAUAAAACAUUGUCCUUUACAAUUAUAAAAGCUUUUAAAAAAAAAAUCUACUACUCUGCUAACAUGUCAGCAGACUGGGGUAGAUCCUGCUGAAAUCCUAUGUAUUGAAUGAAUACAGAAUCGUUUUGAAUCGAAAAAGGAAGUUUGGGGACCCCUGCAUUAGAGGAUAAAUACAACCUCAAAGGAAAAUGUAAAUUUAAAACAUCCUGAUCCCUACCCAGCACUACAAAAUGUUUUAGUAUGUAUCAAAAAGUAAAAUGUUUGACCAAAUUGACCAAGGAACUCAAGUAUGUACCAACAUCAGCCAGUUUGAGAAAUAGUACAAGGAGAGCAAGAUAAAGUAAUUAAUAAGGAAUUAUUUAUUAUAUAUUCUGUUUAUGUAUUCUCUGUACAAUGUUUUCUGUCAUUUUGUAUUCCUGUAUUUAUUAAUCAUUAUUGACUAAGAUACAUUAUGUAAUGCGUUAUUUACUGAACGAACAUGUCAAGCACAGGAAUUGAGCAGACUCUAUAAGAUCUACAGCACGUAGAAAUAUACAAGUGUAUACAUGCAGCUCGAUGUCAGUUUUUGUAAUGUUAAGCUUGUUCAAAAUAAACAGAACCAUUCCAAUUA
Messenger RNA from Nerophis ophidion (straightnose pipefish), 10629 nucleotides. Its product is annotated as polycystin-1-like protein 2. The transcript has 40 exons. Gene Ontology annotation, cellular component: membrane. Gene Ontology annotation, biological process: detection of mechanical stimulus. Gene Ontology annotation, molecular function: calcium ion binding; protein binding; carbohydrate binding. The record is from RefSeq and is a predicted model, not a curated record. Lineage: Eukaryota; Metazoa; Chordata; Actinopteri; Syngnathiformes; Syngnathidae. Bases 103 to 7626 code for a protein of 2507 amino acids.